AUGGUGCACAUUUUGGGUAUCAAGCUCAACGACGCCCAUCGCGCCAGGUUUGCCCUAACAAAAAUCUAUGGCGUCGGCCACGACAUCGCUCAUCGCCUCUGUGCGAGAUUCCAAAUCCAUGACCAAAUGAAAAUUGGCGACCUUACACCCUUCCAAGUCACUUCUUUGGCAUCGUUCUUAUCGUCACCACAUACUGCCCCUCCAGUGCCUCAUUUCCCAUUAGCCUCUCCUGGCUUUGUCCCUCCAUCCACCUCGACACCUCUGCAAACGCUGCAGGCCGAGUUCAAGGCCAGGAGAGAGCAGCAGCCAGCUAAACAACGGUACUGGGCAGAGAGGUAUGGAAAAGUGCGAGAGGAGCCCCGAGAUCCGCUCAACAGCUUGAAGAUCGAGUCAGAGCUGAGGAGGGAGAUCAGAGAAAACAUCCAACAUCACAGGAUGAUUGGUAGCUGGGUUGGAAAGAGACACGCAAUGCGGCUGCCCGUUAGAGGCCAGAGGACCAAAUCGAAUGCGAAGAACGCGAAGAAACUUAACCAUAUUGGCCGUUAUUCAUAA
Messenger RNA from Guyanagaster necrorhizus, 552 nucleotides. RefSeq names its product S13-like H2TH domain-containing protein. Gene Ontology annotation, molecular function: RNA binding; structural constituent of ribosome. The transcript is spliced from 2 exons. Gene Ontology annotation, biological process: translation. The record is from RefSeq and is a predicted model, not a curated record. Gene Ontology annotation, cellular component: small ribosomal subunit; ribosome; mitochondrion. NCBI's taxonomy places the organism in Eukaryota, Fungi, Basidiomycota, Agaricomycetes, Agaricales, Physalacriaceae. Bases 1 to 552 code for a protein of 183 amino acids.